Molecule: messenger RNA, 2517 nt
Organism: Geodia barretti
Lineage: Eukaryota; Metazoa; Porifera; Demospongiae; Tetractinellida; Geodiidae
Source: the annotation of a GenBank genome assembly
CACUGGAAUGCAAUAUUGAUCUCAUUUCAUCCUUCACCAUCUCAUCCAGUCUCUCACACCACCUCUUUUUGUGUCACACAUACACUAUACAUGAAUGUUCAGGUGGCGCUCUGCACAUACAUUGUAUUGUUAACAUUGACUAUUUUGUGUCUACCUCUAUAAUAUGUUAGAAGCCAAGACCAGAUAAGUGAGGCUUUUACAAUACACAAACACGCACAGGACUGACCAAUGGUCUUAUGAAGGAAGGGAGGUUCCAGAAGUGGAGAAGAAGGUUCUCAGAGAGCCUCCUGCGACUGGGAUCAAGUACUGGGCGUCUGGAAAACCGCUCUCCCUCUCGCUCCCCCUCCAACGUUCUCAGCAACGCCACAAGCAGGCCCAGAUCACUGAGUCUCCAGCAAGUGGACAUGGUGACUAGUAGUCGGCAGAGGACUAGCACCAUCUCUGGCCCAGCCUAUGCGUCAGUUGGUCCCUCCUUCAUGCACCACGUGGCCGUCAAGAACUUUGGCUCCACAGGGAACCUUGUCAGCAGACCUCCACUUGGCCGGAGGAGCUCUCUUGGACCUUUGGGCAGUCCAUUUGGGCAGCUGGAUACGUACAAGAAGCUGGAGGCUCUUGGAGAAGGAUCCUAUGCCACUGUUUACAAGGGUAUUAGUAAUAUCACUGGUCAGCUGGUGGCCCUGAAGGAGAUCAGACUGAACACAGAGGAGGGCACUCCCUUCACUGCUAUCAGAGAAGCAUCCUUGCUGAAGGGACUAAAACAUGCCAACAUUGUCACUUUACAUGAUAUCAUACAUACUUCCACCAAUCUCACUUUCGUCUUUGAAUAUGUGGAUACAGACCUCAGUCACUACAUGGAGAAGCGGCCAGGCCCCCUCGACCCAAACAAUGUCCGACUCUUUAUGUUUCAGCUCAUCAGAGGACUGGACUUCUGCCACCGACGAAAGAUUCUCCACAGGUACGAAGAGUCUUUAGUAGUGAAAAUGACACGGUUACACGGAACAUCUAUGACUAGAUACAUAUCAAGAUAUCAUACGUUGCUGCCUAUACAUAGUCUUAUUAACCCUCGGCACAUGUGCACAGUGAGGGUUGUUUUUAGUAGCCACAGUUUUGCCACCACGUGCACCAAGCUAGCCAAAAAAAUUGACUGAGUGGUAUGUUGGCUUCAGUUUCAACUUUUUGGGUUCUGCUCUGGAAAAAGAGAGUGCUAAGCAUCCAAGCCCCUGAUAGUUCUUUUUGGGCACAUGUCUGUGUUUGGUGGUGUUAAACUUGGUAUAACUGCUCUAAGAUGGAUGCUCAUCGUGACCUUCAUGACAUAGGUAUGUUUGACCUUGUCCGCCCCCGUUCCAGCCUCACCAACACCCAUUGUAAAACUCAUGGAAUGUACUUAACUGUAGGAGAAGGCCCAGUGUUCAGACCAAAUUUUACACAACGCAGCGUGUUCAGCAUCAGUCACUAUUCUGAAGCCAGUGAAAUUGUAGCUCUUGCAACCAUUCGGUAAUGUUCUGUGGGCUCCAUAACCACGUUCUGCAGAGCUUUAUGUUACUCUCAUCCUCUUACUGUGUGUGGUACAUAGGCAGUUCACCAUGUGCAAGUCCACAGGUGGAAGAAGGGCUUGAGGUAUACAAUGCAAUACAUGUGUUAAAAAAACUUUGCUACACACGCACAACAUAAGAAUACGACACACACUAACUAUGAUAUUAAUCAAACCCACUGUACCAUCGCGUCGCAGAAGACAAUUAAUUGUUUUCAGUGUACCCUAUACCCACAUUUUACUAUUCAAGGGGUCAAAACAACUAUGAUUCGAGCCCAUUAUUACUGUCAGGUACUGGCUUUCUUAACAUAAAAACCUAUCAGCGGUAGGGAGUGGAGUUUUUUGCCAAUCAUAGUGCAGUAAAUUCAUUUACAGAGACCUCAAGCCACAGAACCUACUCAUCAGUGACAGUGGAGAGCUAAAGUUAGCUGAUUUUGGUCUGGCACGGGCAAAAUCAGUCCCCACUCGGACCUACUCCCAUGAAGUGGUCACCCUGUGGUACAGACCGCCUGAUGUACUCAUGGGCUCUACUCAAUAUUCAACCCAGCUGGACAUGUGGUGAGCUGCUUGCAAGAGACAAGCAAUUUCAGUCGCAACUCUUACCCAAUCCCAGGGGAGUUGGCUGCAUAUUUGUGGAAAUUCUUACAGGAAAGCCUCUAUUCCCUGGAAUGAAGGUUUGUUACACUACUGUAUUAUCUAGCCCUCUAGAGCCUUUUAAUCAGGCCUUGCAAUGUAGCAUCUCUCCCCUCUAGGCCUUACUUCAAGGUAUUGCUCUUGUGAUCAACUGCUGCUGGAUUGAUAGUGUCUGCAUUAUGGUUUGAUUGUGUGAUUGUAACGGCGUUGCUGGUAUCAGCUCCUUCUCCAUGCUGACUGGUCACAUCCCUAAUGAUACUUCAGUCAUUUGCACCACUAGGGUGGGCUCCAUUCCGCGUCCAAAUGUUAAGUACAUGAUUGGUUGGGAGUGGCACAAGUGCAAUAAGAGGGGU